This is a messenger RNA of Salvelinus namaycush (lake trout), 7909 nucleotides long. RefSeq names its product CLIP-associating protein 1-B-like. The transcript is spliced from 39 exons. The coding region runs from base 460 to 5103 and encodes 1547 amino acids. The record is from RefSeq and is a predicted model, not a curated record. Gene Ontology annotation, biological process: mitotic spindle assembly. Gene Ontology annotation, molecular function: microtubule binding; kinetochore binding. NCBI's taxonomy places the organism in Eukaryota, Metazoa, Chordata, Actinopteri, Salmoniformes, Salmonidae. Gene Ontology annotation, cellular component: cytoplasmic microtubule; mitotic spindle; spindle microtubule.
CUAACGUUAUUGCUGGAAGUCCAGUGUCCUGGCUCUUGAUUUUUUCAGAACGAAUCUGAACUGAGACGAGCGGCUGGAUGCAGAUUACUGGUCUACAGGAAAGCGAAGAAUUACUGAAGAAUGAAGUACAAUCAUUUCAGCAAUCCUCUUCUUCAUCCUCAGUCCUCUUGUCCACAACCGAUCAUAUUUGUAGUUUGAUCUGGAACACGAGUGACCUAAAACCUCUGGACAGUUCCUGACUGGACUCUGUUAUCUCUGCAUUCUUGACUUCCCCGUGAUUUCAUCUCCACAGCAUAUUUUUGGGAUUAACAUUACACACUUUCUGGGAUAUAGGACAGUGUGUAAUAUAUCUGGGAUAUAGGCCUACACUACACUUGAGAUCUUCUCUUUGAGCAGACUAGGCCUAUAUAUUUUUCCUUGUCUCGUGAUAUUGUGGUGUUAUACCUUUGGUGAGACACUAUGGAGUGGAAUAUGGAAUACUGUAUGGAGCAGGUUAUGCAGAAGGACCUGGGUAGGAGACUACAGGUGGGCCAGGACAUCAUAGACUCCAUCCUGGACAAGGACAAGUCCCAGGACCUGGAGCAGGACCAGACCAUGCUGGACAGAAUGGUGGAUGGUGUCGCUACCAACUGGGUCAACUCCAGCAAUUUCAAGGUGGCUUUGUUGGGAAUGGACAUACUCUCAGCUUUAGUAACAAGAUUACAGGAACGGUUUAGGACACAGAUUGGAACUGUUUUGCCGAGUUUGAUAGAUCGACUAGGCGACUCAAAGGACCAAGUCAGAGACCAGGACCAAGCUCUUCUACUAAAGAUCAUGGACCAAGCUGCUAACCCACAGUAUGUAUGGGACCGAAUGUUAGGAGGAUUCAAACACAAGAACAACAGGACCAGGGAGAGUGUCUGCAUUUGCCUUAUCGCCACGUUAAAUGUAUAUGGAGCUCAAGGCUUGACCCUCAGCAAAAUUGUCCCCCACAUAUGUAAUCUUUUAGGAGACCCUACAAGCCAGGUGCGAGACGGGGCCAUGAACUGUCUUGUUGAAAUCUACAGACACGUCGGGGAGAGGGUGCGGAUGGACCUGGGGAAAAAGGGACUACCACAGUCACGGUUGAAUGUCAUUUUCAGUAAAUUUGAUGAAGUUCAAAGAACGGGGAACAUGAUCCUGUCCCCUGUCUCAGAUAAGAACUUUGAAGAUGAUGAUUCGGUGGACGGGGGGCGGUCCUCCUCUUCUAAGGGCCCGUCGUCAGGGAAGAAGACAGUGAGCAUGGGGUCGUUCCGUAGGCCCAGCUCUGCUUCCAGCACCAAAUCAACAGGGAGAGAUGGUCCUAGUGCGGCUGCUGCAGGGGCUGUGGAUGAGGAGGACUUUAUCCGUGCCUUCGAGGAAGUUCCCGCUAUGCAACUUUUCUCUAACAGGGAAAUGGAGGACGCCAUGACCAAGAUCAGAGAGGUGCUGGCCGACGACAAACGAGACUGGGAGCACAGAGUCACUGCGUUGAAGAAGAUGCGUUCUCUGCUCCUGGCGGGAGCGGUGGACUUUGACGGUUUCUCCCAGCAGCUGCGUCUCACGGAGGCAGCCUUCAAGAUGUCCUCUAAAGACCUGCGCUCUCAGGUGGUCAGAGAGGCCUGUAUCACUCUGGGCCACCUGUCCUACAUCCUGGGGAACAAGUUUGAUCAUUGUGCUGAGUCCAUCAUGCCCACUCUCCUAACCCUGGUCUCUAACUCGGCCAAGGUCAUGGCCACAUCCGGAAUCACCGUCAUACGACUCAUCAUCAGACAUACACACUACCCUCGUCUCAUUCCUAUCGUGACCAGCAGCUGCCAGUCGAAAUCUGUGGCCGUGAGAAGGCGCUGUUUUGAGUUCUUGGACCUCUUGCUGCAGGAGUGGCAGACCAGCUCUCUAGAGAGGAGUGUAGCUGUUCUGACAGAGACCAUCAAGAAAGGAGUCCAUGAUGCAGACUCCGAGGCCAGAUCAGUGGCCAGGAAGUGCUACUGGACGUUCCACGGCCACUUCAGCCGGGAGGCGGAGCAGCUGUUCCAGGCUCUAGAGUCGUCCUAUCAGAAGGCUCUCCAGUCCCACAUGAAGAGUUCUGACAGCAUCCUGUCCCUCCCUGCCUCAGACCGCUCCUCCUCCUCCUCACAGGAGAGCCUCAACCGCCCUCAGUCCGCCAAGAGCUCCAUGGGAAACAACGUGACCAGGACGAAAGCGGCUUCCUCCAGAGGUCCCUCCACCCCGGGCUCUCUCCAGCGUUCCCGUAGCGACGUGGACGUGAACGCUGCCGCCACCGCUAGUGCCAAGACCAGGAUGACUCCCGUGCCCGCCUCGCCCGCCCCCUUCAGCGCUGCCUCCGCUCUGCCACCCGGCUCCUACGCCUCUCUAGGCCGUGUGCGUACCAGGAGAACGAGUUCGGGGAGCGGCGUGGGGGCGAGUCCCUCUGUCACAGACAGUAGGGGGAGAAGUCGAGCCAAAAUGGUGUCAGUGUCUCAACCUGGCAGUCGUUCUGGCUCCCCUGGUCGUCUCCUGAGCCAUACAUACGGCAGGAUCCCCAGGGCAACUGGAGCGGCAACGCCAGCAGACAGGAGGCCUAAAGUCCCCCGCAGCCAUGGCUGCAGCCGAGACACCAGUCCAGACAGAUCAGGCCUGGCGAGGAGUCGUAUCCCCCGGCCCAGCAUGAGUCAGGGCUGCAGCAGGGACACCUCUAGGGAGAGCAGCCGGGACACCAGCCCCGCUCGGGGAUUCUCUCCUCUGGAGCGUCUAGGUCUGGCCCACCAGGCCCGUAUCUCAGCCUCUGUCAACGCCAUGAGGAUCCUCAACACUGGGACCGAGGUGGAGGCAGCUGUAGCCGAUGCCCUGUUACUAGGAGACGCCAGGAACAACAAGCGGCGGCCAGUCAGACGGCGGUACGAGUCCCCGGGCAUCUACUCAGACGACGACGCUAACAGCGACGCCAGCAGUGCCUGCUCUGAGCGCUCGUAUGGCUCGCGGAACGGCGGCCCGCCCCACUACAUGAGACAGACGGAGGACGUGGCCGAGGUGCUGAACCACUGUGCCAGUUCCAACUGGUCUGAGAGGAAGGAGGGGCUGCUGGGACUACAGAGCCUGCUCGUUAGCCAGAGAAUUCUCAGUCGCGUGGAGCUGAAGAGAUUGUGUGAGAUCUUCACAAGGAUGUUUGCCGACCCACACAGCAAGCGAGUGUUCAGUAUGUUUCUGGAGACCCUGGUAGACUUCAUCACCCUGCACAGAGAGGACCUGCAGGACUGGCUGUUUGUCCUGCUCACCCAGCUGCUGAAGAAGAUGGGAGCUGACCUCCUGGGUUCCGUACAGGCCAAGGUCCAGAAGGCUCUGGACGUCACCAGGGACUCGUUCCCGUUGGACCAGCAGUUUAACAUCCUGAUGCGUUUCAUCGUGGACCAGACCCAGACCCCCAACCUGAAGGUCAAGGUGGCCAUCCUGAGGUACAUUGAGUGCCUGGCCCGUCAAAUGGACCCCGCAGACUUUGUCAACUCCAGCGAGACACGCCUGGCCGUCUCCCGCAUCAUCACCUGGACCACGGAACCAAAGAGCUCCGACGUCCGGAAGGCGGCCCAGGUGGUUCUGAUCGCCUUGUUCGAGCUGAACACCCCAGAGUUCACCAUGCUGCUGGGGGCCCUGCCCAAGACCUUCCAGGACGGAGCCACUAAACUGCUGCAUAGCCACCUGCGGAACUCCAGCAACACCGGCGUGGCUUCUCCCAGUAGCACCAUGGGACGGACGCCUCCCCUACCUCGCCACCCCAGCAGUCGCAGCAGCCCCCUCACCUCUCCCACCAACUGCUCCCAUGGGGGCGGGCUCUCUCCCAGUCGGCUAUGGGGUUGGAGUGCUGAUGGCCUGUCAAAGUACCCCCCUCCCUUCCCUUCUCUCUCCUCCACCCCUGCUGCCCCCUCCCUGAAGACCCUACGAAGUGCUUACUCUCCCAGCAUGUUGGAGUACGACACAGAGAACCUGAACACCGAUCAGAUCUAUAGCUCCCUGCGAGGCGUCACUGAGGCCAUCCAGAACUUCAGCUUCCGCAGUCAGGAGGACCUCAUGGAGCCGGGCAGAGGCAAGAGAGAGGACACGCCGGGUGUUGGAACAGCAUCACACCCUGGUGUUGACGUGGUGGAGGGGCCCGGGGGUCGCACGGCCCUGGACAACAAGACCUCCCUACUCAACACCCCCUCCCCGCGUUCCUUCUCCGGGCCCCGGGGCCGCGACUACAACCCCUACAACUACACAGACACCAUCAGCGCCUACGACAAGGCUGCCCUGAGAGAGACGGUGUACGAGGACGACGUGGAGCAGCUUCGAGAUGGCCGCCAAGAGUGUGGUGGAGAAAACAAGAUGCUGCACACCAAGAACAGUUCCCCUGCGGAGCAGCUGGAACUGGCGGGCGAGCUGCUGAAGGAGCUGUCUAACCCCAGUGAGAGGCCAGAGGAGAGGAGGGGAGCCCUGGUGGAGCUGCUGAAGAUAGCCCGGGAGGACAGCUUGGCCGUGUGGGAGGAACACUUCAAAACCAUGCUGCUCCUGCUGCUGGAGACCCUGUCGGAUCAAGAUCACACCAUCCGGGCCCUGGCACUACGAGUGCUGAAGGAGAUCUUACGUAACCAGCCGGCACGCUUCAAGAACUAUGCAGAACUCACCAUCAUGAAGACUCUGGAGGCACACAAAGACUCCCACAAAGAGGUUGUGCGGGCAGCAGAGGAGUCAGCCUCCACCCUGGCUGGCUCCAUCCACCCAGAACAGUGUAUCAAGGUGCUGUGUCCCAUCGUCCAGACAGCUGACUACCCCAUCAACCUGGCUUCCAUCAAGAUGCAGACCAAGGUGAUAGAACGCAUCACCAAGGAGUCCCUCCACCAGCUGCUGCCUGACAUCAUACCAGGACUACUGCAGGGGUAUGACAACACAGAGAGCAGUGUGAGGAAGGCCAGUGUGUUCUGUCUGGUGGCUGUCUACUCUGUCAUCGGUGAAGAGUUGAAGCCCUACCUGGCCCAGCUCACAGGAAGCAAGAUGAAGCUGCUGAACUUGUACAUAAAGAGAGCCCAGACGUCCACCAGCAACAGCAGCAGCUCUUCAGACAUCUCCUCAUACUAAUGAACAUGGCCCUCCGGCUUCAUCCAUGUGUGUGCAGGUACAUACAGUACAGGGUUAUGUUCAUAAGGCACCAAACGGUGCAAAACGUAAUGAAACAGGAAGGGACUACCUGGACUACUGGUCCAAUAAGAAACACUAAUUUUCUUUUCUUUUCACCGUUUUUAAAUAUUUUCCAUAGCGUGCCCUAAUGAACGUGACCCAGAUAGGGAAACAGUUGUGCCUCAAUCUUUCUUUCCAGACCUCCUUGUGGUUUUAAUGUAUUCUAAUAAAGGCUGUAGGCUGUUCCUUGUUGGGAAACCCUAUGCCUGUUGCAAUCAGUAUUUUAUUUCCUUCCGUUUUGUCGUCUUGUAAAUACUUUUAUUCCACGUUUUAAGAUACGAAUACGACACUACUUCAGACCCAGUCGAAUGAAUGUAUAGAGCUUUGAAUGAAACCUGAGUCCUUUACAAACCGUCUGAAAGGUUUUAAUGUUGAUGGAAGCAGAGUGUCGCUCUGCACACGAUUGCCUCUGUUCCUUCUCGCAAUGGACAGAUAGGCUUAUUUGGAACCGUGCUGUUUGUAAAGGGGCAGUUUAAAAAUGGCGAUUUCGAUAGUAAUUGUUCUGUAGUAUUUGCCAUCUGAAGAAUUUGUUCUUAGUGACGAUGCUAUGUUUUUAAGCCUGUAUUUAAAGAAUAAUCCUUGUGAAGCGGUGGAAUUUCUUAUUUAGUGAGAAUCUAAAAAAAAAAAAAAAAAAAAACGUUCAUUUCCAUUAGUGGGAGAAGAUCAUUUGGCUGGCCAAUGAUUAGUACAUGUAGUGAAAAGCUGUGUUGAAUAAGCCUCUGUAAACUGCCUAUGUGUGUAACACCUGUGUUUCGACUGUGUGGUUUGGACCCAACAACUGAUGAAGGAAUGUUUUCCCUUUUCACAAGGCUUACAAUCUCACCUUUCAUACAUUAUUAUGGAAGGGGAGUUAUUGGUUGAGUUGGUGGAGUUUGAGUCUGCUGUUUUUUGUGCUUUAACAUUCGGGCACGUUGUAAUGAGUCAAAAAUACUGGGAUCUGAAGUAUUCUUGCAAAUGUAAGAGUCCUAGAAUUUUCAAAUGUGAAAUAUUUUGUCUAAUAUCUAAAUAUGGGCAGUACCUGUUCGUCACAUAGUAGAAAGACCUUGACAAUCUGACGUAUUAGUCGAUAAUCUAAGGACAUUUUAAGUGCCAGUGCAAUUAUUAUAAUUUUUUUACAAUUUAAAGACAGGAAAAAAAGAUGUCUUUUGAAUUGAAUCCAGCAAUAAUUAAUUAGUUACAAAAAAUCCAACUACUUGGAUAAACUUUUUUGUCAAAGCACUGUAAAUGACCAUUGUAAGUUAACCAUCCUUGUUUGAAAUGUAUAGAUGUCAUUUUUAUGCGCACCUAUGAAAUGUUACUGCUGCUUUAGAAAUACUAAUCAUGGCGUUAAACCUAAUGUAUUUUACUCUCCUUUUUAUGAAUGUUAAAGGUACACUUGUUUCGGUUAGAACAAGAAUUCAGAGUUUGGGUCAAUUCCAUUUCAAUUCAGAAAUUCCAAUUCACAAAUUUCCUCAAUGCUUGUCUAUGGGGAUAAAAAUGAAAUUGGAAUUUCAGUUUACUUCCUGAUUUGAUUGAAAGGAAUUGAGCCCAACCCUGUUAAAAGUUCCAGAUAAAGGUGGCGUGUUACUGAGAACACUAUCGGGCCUUACUGUUUCUGUAGUACAGUUUCACUACAUUGACUGUUAAAUGUACUGUAACAGUGCACAAUGUUUCUGUUUCCUCAAAUGUGAGAACUCAUAGCAAUUUAAUCAGCUAUAGCUAUGACCAAGUCCAAAAUGUUGUCAAAUACAAACACAGUAUUUCUUUUGUUAGACCUGCCUGUUGCAAUUGAAUCAAAAAUGAAACUCAAAAUGAGUGUUUUAUACAGUACUUUUAAUCAUUGAUUCACAGACUUGUUAUAAAAAGAGAGUCAGAGAGAGACCUCAUUUGCAUGUGAGGGAACAUGCAAUAUUAUACCCAGCAACCUCAAUGAUUAACUAACAUUCCCAACUCUGACUUUAUGUUGAAGAAACAUUGCUUCUAAUCUAUGAAUGUCUGGUCAGCUUGUAUUAUAUAACACACACACACACACUAUUGAUAUCCAUCACAGCUACCAAGCUAGGGCUGAUUUAACAGACCAAACAUUGUAUACUAUACUGUAAUUGUAUGCUGUGUGCACACGUUGGCCUGUAUCAAAAACCAAACCCUAUUAUCCUCAAGCCAUGUAUCUUGAGCGUGUAUUUGCUUGUGCCUUGUUUAUUUAUUUUUUACAGUAUACCUGCAAUAUUAAUCCAUACUAAUAGCUUUUGAAUUGUUAUUUUUGCCCCUAUUUCGAAAUACUGUAUUAUAUGUCAUGAAUUAGACAGGAAAUGUGUUGCGUCGAAGACCAAGGUUAUGUCCAAAGUGGCACCCUAUUCCCUACCCAGUGCACUACUUUUGACCAGAGCCUUGUGGGACCAGGUCAAAGUAGUGCCCUAUAUAGGGCAUAAGGUUCCAUUUGGGAUGCAUCCCAAGGCUGCUGUAAAUAAAGCCAAUAGUUUAAUGGCAGUAUUUUCCACAGAUGUAAUAUUGGCUUGGCUGUUCUAUUCCUUGUGAACCAUUUACAAUGCACGCUUCUUUUGUUUAGCUUCAGUCAUUGUUUUAUCCCUCCCGUACCUAUAUUUAUAUACCGUCUGUUAUAUUUUCUGUGUAUUAUGACUGUACAUAUUUCAUGUUUUGUUCACUUCUUUCACCCUUGAUAGAAUUUGUUGAAAUUUAAACUUGAAAUAAACCAACUUCAGUCCCUGUC